Molecule: messenger RNA, 6074 nt
Organism: Drosophila sechellia
Lineage: Eukaryota; Metazoa; Arthropoda; Insecta; Diptera; Drosophilidae
Exons: 8
Coding region: 101-5446 (1781 amino acids)
Source: RefSeq, a predicted model, not a curated record
UGCCGUUUAGUUGAGCACGAGAAGCCGGCGCGUGAAGUUCGCUCGAAAUGCGUUCGAAAGUAGCUUUGUUUACACAUGAGUGAAUAAAUACCGCCUCAAUAUGAGCAAGAAAAUGUGGCAGAAGAUCUUCAAGUCCAAGUCGCAGAAGCCGCAGCCCUUGUCCAAAAUCAACAAGCGACACAGUCGCAUUGCUUACGAGGAGUACCAGCAAUUAACCGAUCUGCUGGCCGGUGAAAAUGGACAGCUCAGUUUCGGCAACGAAAAGGAAAAUGAGCACGAAAAUGGAAAUGGAAGUGGCGGCAUUGACGUUUUCGAACAGCAGCCGCUGCAAGGUUCUUUCAACUCGUUGCAGUUUAGUGAGGCGCAUCAGCUGCAGCAACAGCAGCAACAAAAAUCGCAGCAGCAACAGCUGUCAACGUUUUCGCGCGUUCGCAACACAUUUUCCAUGAAACGCAACAGCAGCAGCAGCAAAAAGCUGGGAAAUGCCAAGCCAACAACAAGCAGCACCACGGAUCCCGAGACCGAAGACUCCAGGCGGGGCGCGGAGGAUGAUUUGCCUGCCCCGCCGCCACUGACCUCCGGAUCCUCCCUUCCGGUGCCGGAGUACGUGCCCGAGCAGUCAACACAGCUGACACCCUGUCCCUGCUGCAGUCGCACCUUCGUCGUGGACGCGCUGCGCAAGCACGUCGUCAUCUGCGAGAAGGCCUCCAAGAAGCGCAAGAUCUUCGACUCGUCGCGCCAACGCCGCGAUGGAACGGCUCUCUCCACGUACGUGCUGCCCAAGAACUUUGGCCUUCCCAGUGCGGAACGCACUGUCGGAAUACCAUCUCCUCCGAUCACCGGUCGCGAAACCACGUCAGUAAAUGCUGCUCCAGAGCCAGUGAACUCACCACUGCCAGUUCGUCGAAAGUCUCAAACGGAGAUGGUGCGCUCCACUGCCCGAGCCUCCAUGCGCAAGGCAGCAUCCACACUUUCCUCUAACUCGGCAACGGAGGCUCCAGCUGUGGCACCUGCUGCUUCGACUGCUCCAGCUGUUCCGGCUGCUCCCCUCGUCCGCGAACGAUCGCUGGCCAAGCGGAUCAAGGCACCUGCCUGCGAUCGUUGUCCCCACUGCGAUCGUACCUUUAAUCCCAAGGCAUUUGAUCGCCACGUAGAAUGGUGUAAGGAAAAGGCUAUUCAGGCCACCAUGAAGUCCACCAACAGCCAGGAGACCAGCAAGGCCAAGGAGCGCCUGGAGGCCAGGAAGCAGUACAGGCCCCCCAAUCUGAAAACCAAGAGAUCCCUCGCCAGAGAUAAGUACUCCGGUAACCACGAGGAGGUUCUGGAAGCGGGCGAGAUGACAACACCCAAGCCAAGCCUGAUGUCCCAUUCGAUGACGUCGUCCAUGCACAGUGAUAACACUCAAGCUCAAGUCACCAGCUCGCGAGCAGGAAGUCGUGCCAAAGCAAACUCCACGGUUACCCAGAACCAAGUAAAUCUGUUCAAUGAGGAUCCACCAUCACCGCCGCCACCUAAGGAACGAUCUGCACUGCGCCGUUCCAAGCGCACUCAGCGGGAAUCCUGCAACGAAAUUGACGAGACCAUGGAGCAGCUGAGGCGGAACAGCGGUGGAGAUGCUCUCCAGUUGGCCAAACUCGAUUGCGUGGAGGCGCCAGUUCUCCAGCCAGCUAGACGACGCAAGAGAGGGCCCAAAACGGAUAAACUAGAUGGGGUCGAAAAGCAGAUCUGCCUACCCCAAGUAACCAUGACAUUUGACGAGCUCAAUGGGUUAAUCAAGCGCAAAGGCGGCACGCCCAUUUGCAAUGUGGAAAUGGAUGAGCAGGGAAUCGGUAGUCUGGUCUCCAAGCACCACUCAUCAGCAACCCUAGUGCGUAAGGCACAUCGUCGUAUUCGCACCAAGGAGAACCCCGAUCUGGAGUUGCGUGCCCUGCAAUCGUCAUGUUCAGCUAUUUCCAAAGACGUACAGUCCAGCCUAGUGCCCAUGCAGAGAAAUCAGUCAAAGAUAUACUCCGGAUCCGAGGAGGAUUCGCCAAGGUCAGAGAUUCAGAUCAAGCUAGAAACUGCAACCAUGCGCACGGUAUGCCUACCUCAGAAGAAAUCAGGUCGCUCUUCCCAGGCUAACUCGGAGCCCAAACGAGCUUUGCCAAUGUCCGAUUUAAAGGAAAGCUUUGAGGCCAUCAACCAAUCCAUAGGCCAAACAGUUCUCCCGAGACUACAGAUGGGAAAUGAGAGGCAGGACUAUGAACCGGAGGAGGACGGAACGGAUAAUUAUACCAGUGAUCUAGAUGAGGAACCCGAAGGUGAUGACCUAAUGGCUCGAGCAGCAAAACUAAUAGAGAGGGCUCGUUCAAACUCCAGUCCCAUCCGCAAUCCUGAGCAGGUAGAUAGCCACAGUGAACAUAAUGAGGAGCAACCAGAGGCGGAACGGGAACUAAGGCUGCCGCCUUUGACCAAACAAAAUAGCAACGUCAGUCGCCGUGGAUCCCAUGAGAAUAACGAAAGUGCUAUUGCGUACUUCAAGGCACUUAAUGCCAAGCGUCGUUCAAAUAGCGGCCUGGGGGACAAAUACGAUCCCUUCCUCUCGGCUAAGCGGCAGCUGGAGGAGCUUUGCUCACCCAGCACGCCGCCGCCAGAGGAAGAGGUGACCACCACCAAAGUUACUAGAACAAUGACACCCACAGCAACCAGCACUCCCACAGCCACACCCAGUAUCGCCAUGACCACUUCAUUGACCACGGCAGUCGGUAAGCCCGUACAGGUUACCCAAAAGACCACUCCGACUUCCAAUUUUCGACGUACUUCAUCGCUGAGAGGGCCACGUCGUACGCCCAUGCUGAACAGCCGGCCGUUGUUUGCCACCAACUAUCGCCCCACCAUUCAGCGGGGUCUGUCCGAUGAGGGACCCAUCUCCACCAAUUUCCUUAAACCAGAGGAGUUCGACGAGAUGCCGGUAAGAGCUGCAUGCGGCAAUGACUUUCACAGCCCAAGAGUCGUGCGCCGGGAUACCAGUGCCUCCAACCGAAAGCAACUGCUUAAAUUGCCCGUGGGUGGAACCAGUGAAGCCAGCAACGCAUCCUCCUCUCCUCAGGCCGCCCGCAGUGUGGCCAAAACUGACUCCCUGGCUGUGUUCCUCAAGUACGAGCACGAGCUAGAGCAGCUGAAUGGCAAGGCGGCUGAGCUGGCAGCCGCCAGCCAGUUGACCAGCAAGGAGCAAAAAGACAAGAGCAACACGCUGAGCAAACAGAACUCUGCGAAGAGCUUGGGACACAGUACUCCCACACAGUUGCCACCAUUAACUCCAACAACGGUGCCCGUUUCGCCAGGUUUGGUUAAAGAGGUCAAUUUCCCACCGGUGGCCACUCCGCUUCGAUUGGAACCCAUCAACAAGGCGGCGAAGAUCUCACCGGCUCCCCUUACGCCCAUCAAGCUGGAAAGCAUCUUUGGAACGAGGAGGGAAACGGGUCUGGGGUCAGGAUCGGGCUCUGUGGCAGGCGAUUACAUAGAUCCCAAGCUGAUAAACGCCUUUGAUAAUCUGCAUGUAAACAGUGGUAUAUCAUCGGAUGCCAGCUCCACGCCUCAGCAGUUGUCCCAAGGCCGGAGCAGGAGUAGCUCCCAGUCCACCAUCACCCACGAACGGAGGCAAUCCGGUGAGGCCAGGAACCUGCUGAAGCGGAAGAUGCGAUUGGGACGGAACCAGUUUCUGUACGAUGCCUCGCCAGAGGAUGCGGAUGCUUCAUCAAGCUGCUCGGCAGACGAUGAGGCCAACCGGUCGUCCAUGGAGUACGACGAACAGUGCUGGCAGCAACAGCAGAAACAGCUAUUGGCCAAUCCGCUGCCGCUGGUCAUGCCCAUGGUGCACAACGCCAUGCCCACCUUCGAUGAUUUUGACUUCGAGGAGUUCCUCUCCUCAUUCGAGAACGAGAAUGACGACGAGCAAUUCCCGCUGUUCAAGGACUGUCGCGAAUUCCUCAUGAAUCGCUCGACGAGCAGACAACGCUCGUUCCAGAAAGCGACUUCGACGCUACAGACGACAGCCACACAGAUUACACCACUUAGUCACCAGUCCAAGAUUAAAGACAAUCACGCCCACAGGUCUGAUUCAAAAAUGCCCGAGGAGAAACUGCAACGGCAGCAGUCGAAUGCCUCCAAUUCCAGCAGCCAGGAGGAGAAGAGCCGCCAGGAGAUGGAGAAACGGCCGGCCGACGAUGAUCAAAGAAAGCGAGAGAUUUUUAUUAGCAUUGAGACGGAGGCCAAUGCUCAGGGGCGCUCACCCAUUUCGCCCGAUUCACUGCGCCACAUGGUGGGCAAUGCCCAGGCGCACAUCGAUGUCCUGCACAUUGAAAACGGAAACGAGCCGGAACACGCAAGGUUUAGCAAGAUCAGCGACACGGAGGACGCCGGAAACGAGCCCAGGGAUCAGGCCAGCCAAUCUACCAACCGGCUGGCCCCAUCCUCGAGCGGAUCCGGAUUGGCGCCCAACGUGCAGCUGAACAAUGCCAAGAAUCUGAUCCAGCAGAUGCAUAGCGAGUUCCGGCUUAUGGGCGAGGAGGCCAGUGCCUCCAUGCGGCGCCAGCUUAUCGGAAGUAACGGCGGUAGAGGCGAGGAACCGCAGCGCUCCAGUAGUGGGCUCCCUUCUUCAAAUACAACACACCGGGUCGUGGCCAGCUCGCCAAUGACUCCGUCACCGUCGGCGGAUUCAGAUGAGUUAAGUAGUCUGGAUGGCUAUCCCGUGUCCUCGUCGCAGGGUUUACGUCGAGGAGCCAGCUCCAAGCUAAGCUCGGAUUCAGCAUACGGCAGCAGCAACUCACCUUAUAGCUUGUCGCGACAACGCUCCUCUGAGCUCCAAGCCGGCACACUACAGUCCCAGGGAUUGAUGCGUCCACAUACGGCCAGUGCCAAGCUGGCCAGUUGCAUGAUCGAUGCCUCCACGCAGGCACACACUGAUUAUGGCACCCUGAAGGCUCGCCAGCGUCUCUUUGCACCAGAAUGUGGAAACAACAAUGGCGAAGGAGGCGAGUCGUACAGUAGCGGAUCCGAACACUCUUUUGCAACAAAUCCAAAACAGCAGCAGAACAUCAACUACAACUAUCAACAGCCACUGCAGCAAGAUCAGCAGAAGCAGCAGCAGAUGCAACAGAUGCAGCAGCAGCAACAGAUGCAGCAAAUGAACUGCAACUACAACUACCAACAGGAGCAGCAGCAGCUCCAUCAUCAGCAGCAGCUUCAGCAUCAGCAGCAGCAGGCUAAAAUCCCAACACCAGCAGGUUACAACACAACCAACAACAAUGUACCGAUGACACCCACAACGUCAGAGAACUCACUGAUGAGCACCUCGUCCAUGAGCUCAAGUAAGAAGUCCAAUUACUGCUACGAAUGUGGCUCCAAGUUCAUAUUCGAGACCGCCAAGUUCUGCAUGGAUUGCGGCUUGAGGCGUGCUGAACUUUAGAUUAACCCCACGUAGCCAUUGUUUUCAGUAGCUGACACCACUCACAAAACACAGAAAAUGAACACUAGCCCGGAAUGAAGACGUCCUCCUGGAUUGGUUUUGGGAUCUUAAAUAUAUACCAAAUGUAGUUGUUAAACGCAAGCAGAUUGCGAAGAGCGCUAACACCGCUUCUAUACAGAAUAAUACAAAUAAUAUAUAUUUUAAUACGAACCAAAUGAAGCAAAACAAAGGUUUUAUGUCGAGCAAACUUUAAUUAAACGAACUAAACUUGGCAUUUCUAUCUUACACAUAUUUCUCAUCUUCAAUUGCUUAAAAUACAAAAAAGCAAGCAAAAAAUGCAACUCAACGUAAACAAAAAAUAAACACUUUAACAAAGUUGUUGAUUAACAAAGACUGAACGAAUUUAAAGAAUAGCGAUAAAAAAAAAACAUUUGAAUAUCCAACGCGGCAAGAGCAAAACUAUUUUUAAACAUUUUUUCAAUACCUAACGCAGCAACUCCAUUGUAUUUGUAUUUUGUAAUCGUUUUACUAAUUAUGUAGACACUGCUUAAAUAUAUAUAAAUAUAUAUGAUAAAUAUGGAUUCGAAUCACCGAUUUGGAUGAAUAUAAAAAAAAUUGAUUAAAAUGA